Lepus europaeus (European hare) is the source of this 2686-nucleotide messenger RNA. RefSeq names its product broad substrate specificity ATP-binding cassette transporter ABCG2. Lineage: Eukaryota; Metazoa; Chordata; Mammalia; Lagomorpha; Leporidae. The record is from RefSeq and is a predicted model, not a curated record. Gene Ontology annotation, cellular component: plasma membrane. The coding region runs from base 653 to 2623 and encodes 656 amino acids. Gene Ontology annotation, molecular function: ATP binding; ABC-type transporter activity; ATP hydrolysis activity. The transcript has 17 exons.
CAAGAGACAGGAAGUUUACACAGAGCAAAACCAUUCGUUUAGAUCCGUUUCCAAAACAGCGGGAGAUGCUGUUAUCAGGACUCUGUUGUGCAAAAAGCAAGCUAUAAAAGUCUCUCCCUGGCGUGGGUGUCUCCUUUUUCCACUGGAAAAGGAUCCUAAACUGAUCGGAGGCCUUGGGACACCAGCGUGAAUCCCAGUGAUGGAGGAAUUCACGUGGGCAAUGCCCAGCUCGUGGCAGAGGACAAUGGAGCUGGGGGGGAUCUGAGAGCAGCUGGUUGAUCUGGAAAGCCUCAGCUGUCUUGGUAGCUACAGGAUCUGCUUUGGGGGCUGGCAAGUUUCCUCCGGGAGCCAACAGGAAAGGACACUGCUGGCCGUUUUAGCAGCCAUGGAUCUUGGCUGAAGGCUAAGAAAACCCUGCAGACACAGAGGUCUCGGCAUCGCUACUGACUGUGUCCUGAGGCUGGGGCUGCUUUCCUUCCAGCAUCACACAUCCCUACUGAGGUUACCUGCGUUCUCACUUUUGGAACGUUGGGUCCUGUUUCCCAGCGUGCCUGGUCAUUCCUGGUUGAAGACGUGGAUGAGGCGUUCACUUCUAGCAGACGCGUCUGAGCACAUCACCUUGGUCAAGUAGAGAGAGGCAGAAACUUUCCCGAUGUCUUCCGACGAUGUCCAGAUUUUUGUGCCAAUGUCGCAAAAAAACAGCAACGGCCUCCCUGGGACAGCCACCAACGACCUGAAGACACCGAAUGAGGGAGCCGUGUUAAGUUUUCAUAACAUCCGCUAUCGCGUAAAAGUCAAGAGUGGCUUUCUGCUGUGUCGAAAAACAGUUGAGAAGGAAAUCCUGUCAGACAUCAAUGGGAUCAUGAAGCCUGGCCUCAAUGCCAUCCUGGGACCCACAGGUGGAGGCAAAUCUUCGUUGUUGGAUGUCUUGGCUGCCAGGAAAGAUCCACAUGGGUUGACUGGAGAUGUUUUGAUAAACGGAGCACCACAGCCUGCCAAUUUCAAGUGUAAUUCGGGUUAUGUGGUACAAGAUGACAUCGUGAUGGGCACUCUGACGGUGAGAGAAAACUUGCAGUUCUCCGCAGCGCUUCGGCUUCCAACCACUAUGUCGAACCAUGAAAAAAAUGAACGGAUUAACAAGGUCAUUCGAGAGCUGGGUCUGGAAAAAGUGGCAGAUUCCAAGGUUGGCACUCAGUUUAUCCGUGGGGUGUCCGGAGGGGAGAGGAAAAGGACCAGUAUAGGAAUGGAGCUCAUUACGGAUCCUUCCAUCUUGUUCCUGGAUGAGCCCACCACCGGCUUAGACUCAAGCACAGCAAAUGCAGUCCUUCUGCUCCUGAAAAGAAUGUCUAAGCAGGGCCGAACCAUCAUCUUCUCCAUUCACCAGCCUCGGUAUUCCAUUUUCAAGUUGUUUGAUAGCCUCACCUUACUGGCCUCAGGAAAACUCAUGUUCCAUGGACCGGCUCAGCAGGCUUUGGAGUACUUCGCAUCAGCUGGUUACCGCUGUGAGCCCUACAACAACCCUGCGGACUUCUUCCUGGAUGUCAUCAAUGGAGACUCCUCUGCUGUGCUGUUAAGCAGAGAGGAAGAGGGCAGUGAAGCCAACAGGACUGAAGAGCCUUCUAAGAGAGAGAAGCCACUCAUAGACACGUUAGCCGAGUUUUAUACCAACUCCUCCUUCUACAGAGAAACAAAAGCGGAACUAGACCAACUCACAGGGGCUCAGAAAAAGAAGAGGAGCAUAGCCUUUAAGGAGAUCACCUAUGUCACCUCCUUCUGUCAUCAGCUCCGCUGGAUCAUCAGACGUUCAUUCAAAAAUUUACUGGGCAAUCCCCAGGCCUCCAUAGCUCAGAUAAUGGUCACAACUUUAUUGGGACUGGUCAUAGGUGCCAUUUACUUUGGGCUAAAAAAUGAUUCUACUGGAAUCCAGAAUAGAGCUGGGGUGCUCUUCUUCCUCACCACCAACCAGUGCUUCAGCAGCGUGUCAGCCGUGGAGCUCUUUGUAGUGGAGAAGAAGCUCUUUAUACACGAAUACAUCAGUGGAUACUACAGAGUGUCAUCUUAUUUCUUUGGAAAACUGUUUUCUGAUUUACUACCCAUGCGGUUGUUGCCGAGUAUUAUAUUUACUUGUAUAAUAUACUUCAUGUUAGGGUUGAAACCAACGGCAGAAGCUUUCUUCAUCAUGAUGUUUACCCUUAUGAUGGUGGCGUAUUGCGCCAGUUCCAUGGCGCUGGCCAUAGCAGCAGGUCAGAGUGUGGUGUCUGUGGCCACGCUUCUCAUGACCAUCUCGUUCGUGUUCAUGAUGAUUUUCUCGGGCCUGUUGGUAAAUCUCACAACCAUUGCAUCUUGGCUGUCAUGGCUUCAGUACUUCAGCAUCCCUAAAUAUGGCUAUACCGCUUUGCAGUAUAAUGAAUUUUUGGAACAGAACUUCUGCCCAGGACUCAAUGUCACGACAAACAGUACCUGUGACUUUGCAAUAUGUACUGGCGAAGAGUAUCUGACCAAUCAGGGCAUCGAUCUCUCGCCUUGGAGCUUGUGGAAGAAUCACGUGGCUUUGGCUUGUAUGAUGGUCAUCUUCCUCACAAUCGCCUACCUAAAACUGUUAUUCCUUAAAAAAUAUUCAUGAAUUCCCCUUUAAUUUACCAUGAGUUGUCCUAACAUUAAAAAGGAGCUAUUUGAUGUAUUUUAA